AUGAAACUCUCUGGCUGCCAUGGAUUUAAGCCUCAACUGAACCCAAAUGUGACUGAGUUAGAAAUAAAUGAAGGAGAACCUCUAAACAUUACGUGCACAAGCAAUAGCUAUGUUAAUUUUUAUUUCCCUACAAGUGAUAAAAGGGGUAGGACCACCUCACAGCCCCUUAUUACACCAGAAGUCAGGAGUACCCACAAGACAUUUAUAAGAUUAUCAUCCGUUUUUGGAGACACUGGCUGGUAUGGAUGUGCUGAUGAAAGCAAACAAAUAACAAGUAUGACGUACAAAAACUACAGUGAUUUAAGUAUCAGUUGGGUGUACGUUUAUACUUCUAGAAAAGUUUCAAAUACCAUUCGAGUAGAAGAAAAAGGAAUUCGUAAUUUAGUCAAUCUCGUAACGUCUGAGCUUAUUAUUGACAAUGUAACUCACGAUGAUAGAGGUAACUACACUUGUAAAAUAAGAUCUUCGUUUGAUGAAAAAGAGAGUCUUGAUACUCACGUGUGCGUGUUUGAUACUAACAAACCAUACAUCAAUCUUACUUCUGAUAAUCUGAAUAUACACUCGGAUGAUAGUAAAUCAGUGACUUUUGUGGCUCUUGUUGAUGCAUGCCCAAUACCAACUCUUAAGUGGACUCACCCUCGAGGUUAUAUAAUUCGUUCCCACUUGAGGAAAGUAAUAAUGUCCGAUUACGGAACAAUGAGCCGAUUGACUCUAUUAAACAUCGAUGAAGAUGACACGGGAUUUUUCACGCUUACAGCUAAACAUGAUAAAAUAGUAAAGGAACUGAAAUUUUAUCUUGACGUUCAUGGUAAUUAUGAAGAUUGGGAGAGUUUCUCUGGACUGUUCGAAUCCUUAGUUCACGAGGUUGGGUCGAUUCCAGAUGUAAAUAAAUUACAAUACUUAAAAUCAUGCCUCACCGGGGUAGCCUCUAAUUUAGUCAAGGAUGUAGCUCUGAAGGGAGAAAACUACACUUCCACUUGGAAGACCUUGCGAGAGCGUUUCUGCAAUCCUCGGUUGACCAUCAAUAACUUACUAAAUGCACUUUAUGCUCUUCCCCACUUGACUCGUGAGUCUGCCAAGGACUUAAGGACUUUUAGUGACGAAGCACAACGCAUAGUCCGGGCUUUGGAGAUCCUCAAAAUGCCGGUCCAGCACUGGAACGUGUGGCUGAUCCACCUUUUGUCUGGGCGUUUGGACACCAUUUCAAGGAAGGCCUGGGAACUCGACAUGAGUGCCACUGACCGUUCUGCGGUAGCCCGCGCCAGCGUUAGUUCGACUGAAUUAAACGCUCUGGACCGUUUCCCUACUUUCGCUAAAUUUAUAGAAUUUAUAGAAAAUCGAGUGCAAGGAUUAAGUAUGCUGGGAUUAGGUUCCAGGGUGACCGCAUCUAACCCUGCUCUGAAUAACAACCAGGGUGCUUCAAACACUGGCCCUAUACGCAAGGCGCAUUUAGCUAAGCAAUUGAGAAGCUUAAACUCCCCAGCUUGUCCCCUCUGCAAUGGUGUGCAUCCAAUUUGGAAAUGCCCACAGUUCAAGGCCUUGACACCUUUUGAAAGGAAAAAUGAAGCCCGCCGUUUCAGCUUAUGUUUCAACUGCUUAGGAAACCAUCGGUUUGACGCCUGCAAAUCAAUUGUUCGCUGCCUUACCUGUAAGGACACCCACCAUACUCUGCUGCAUCUUGAGAAGCCUAAAUCGCUUGAUCAGCGCAACGUUUCAGGAUCCAAUUUACCACCUCCUAAAGGUUCGGAUUCAGGAUUCAAUGUCAAGUCCUACCACUCGGCCCCUUGCUUGCCCAUCUCGUCAGUGAUUCUUGCUACAGCUCAGAUCGAGAUACUUGGACCCUCGGGCACGAUAAUCAAGGCUAGAGCCUUACUAGAUCAAGGAUCCGAAAGUUCUUUCGUUACCGAAUCCAUGGUGCAAUUGUUGAGAUUACCGAAGAUACCCAUUCAAAUUACCCUUGAAGGAAUCGGAGCGUCUCAUUCCGGAGUCUCUAAGGCAAUAGUGACACUCCGACUACGUUCACUAAGGUCCACUCAACUCUCCCUUGAAUUUAGCGCCCUUGUGCUACCCCGUUUGACUUCUCACCUCUCAGAUCGGAGCUCGCCGAUUCUUCAACCGUCAUCUAUAAGGAAGCUCGAGUUAGCGGAUCCAGAAUUUUGGAAGGGAGGAUCAGUAGAUGUUAUCCUUGGGGCGGACGUUUAUGGCAAGCUCCUUAAAUCAGGGUUGAAGAGGUUCCCUAACACAAACCUGAUUGCUCAAAACACCACCCUAGGAUGGAUAGUGUCUGGAAUCAUAUCUGAAAGCUUGCCAAGGCGGGCGGUUAAUCCAGGCCCUCAAUCCAUACACGUUCUGCACACUACGUAUGAGGAUCACCUCAGCAUCUCAUCCAAAGGUUUUGGACCCCGUGACCGGGAUGGCCGCUACAUGGUCCAAUUGCCUCUCAAGGAGGGCAUACCCCCCCUGGGCCGAGAAACAAGGCAGACGGCUCUAGCGACACUGACCAGUUUACAUAGGCGCCUUACCCAAGAUUCCUGGCUCCGUGAUCAGUACCACGAAUUCUUAACCUGUUACGAAGCUCAAGGACACAUGGCUAAGGUGCCUCCGGCCGCGGUCAAUAAUCCAACAGCCUGGUACCUGCCUCAUCAUGCCGUCGUCACCGUGGACAUCGUGAGGAUGUUCAGGCAAAUACGGAUGGAGCCGGCUCAUCAAGACUAUCAAAGAAUUCUAUGGGCUCCCUCCCCAGAUGUUCCUCCCGUGGAUUAUCGCUUAACUACCGUGACUUACGGUACGAACUGCGCUCCCUUCUUAGCAAUCCGCACACUCAGGCAACUAGCUACCGACGAACGUCAUAAGUUCCCCCAAGGAGCUCAAAUCAUUGAGGAAGGGACCUACGUGGAUGAUAUGUUCGUUGGGGAUGACACUCUCAGUGGAGCUUUGCACAAGAGGAAGGAACUCAUAUCUAUUCUCGCCACCGCUGGGAUGACGUUGGACAAGUGGUCCGCUAAUCAUCCUGACCUUAUUCCUACGAGUAAAUGUGAAGGGCCAAACGGCUACAUAAAGGGUGUCGGUGAAGAUGGAGUAGUUAAGAUAUUGGGACUUCAAUGGAACCCCUCGAAAGACGAGUUCACGUUCCAAGUUACCCCACCUGAGGAUCUUAAAGGGAACGUCACCAAACUGGUCAAAGCCAAGUUCUUGAUGCAAGAUCUGUGGAUAUUGCGUUGUGGUUGGGACGAACCCAUCCCCGUUGAGAUGCGUAAACAAUGGAUUUCCUACUGUGAGUCCCUCCCCAACCUAAACGAGCUAACCAUUCCCCGUUGGAUUGGGACAAGCACUGAUCAGAAAUACGAACUCAACGGGUUUUCCGGCUCGUCUAAACAGGGCAUGGCGGCAGAUCUGUACCUCAAGGUUACAACAAAGGCAGGCGGACACCACAGUAAUUUGCUUAUAUCAAAGACCAAGGUAGCUCCAGUCAAGACCCUAAGCAUACCUAACCUCGAGUUGUGCGCCGCCGCUCUUCUGGUCAAGUUAAUCCGUCAUAUUCGAAAUUCUGACUUCUUUCGUCCAUUACCAGUAUUUGCUUGGACCGAUAGCCAGAUCGUCCUCGAUUGGCUUAACAAACACCCUCGGCAGUUGAAAACGUUCGUGGCUAACCGCGUGGCAUUCAUUCAAACCAAACUGCCUACCGCUACUUGGUCUCACGUACCCUCCAGUGAAAAUCCGGCUGAUCUCGCCUCGCAGGGUUGCACACCCUCGAGCCUGAUCGGCUCCCGGCUGUGGUGGUAUGGACCGUCCUGGCUGCUCCAGGAUCCCCCUCGUUGGCCGGUACAAGCUCAAAGGGUUCGAGUUUUCACCACUAUUUCGACCCCAAAAGAGCCAUAA
Copidosoma floridanum is the source of this 3879-nucleotide messenger RNA. RefSeq lists its product as uncharacterized. NCBI's taxonomy places the organism in Eukaryota, Metazoa, Arthropoda, Insecta, Hymenoptera, Encyrtidae. The record is from RefSeq and is a predicted model, not a curated record.